UUUUCUUGUAGUGUAUGAGAGUCACAAACAACAAAAUGGCUCUCAACAAUCCUUUUAUAAGCUACUUACUUCUAUUCUCAAUAGUGGUUGUAGCGUCGGCCAAUAAUGCCUACACUCCAUCAUCAUCAUAUAAUAGUCCAUCUUAUUUUCCAUCUCCUCAAUACAAAUCUCCAAAUUAUUCACCAUCUCCUGAAUACUCUCCUUCUUCAGAAUUUAAAUCACCAAACUAUACCCCAUCACAUGAAUACAAAUCUCCAACCUACUCACCAUCUACUGAAUAUAAAUCUCCAGAAUAUUCAUCACCUUCAGUUUACAAUACCGUAGACAACUCGGUAUCUUCAGUGGAUGUGUCCCAAUACUAUUCUCCUUCUCCAGUAUAUGUAUCACCAGAAUAUUCACUAUCCCUCAAGGAUAAGUCACCAACAUACUCUCCAUCAUCAAAUUACAAGACUCUUGAGUACUCUUCAUCUCCUAUGUACAAGUCACCAUACUAUUCUCCAUCUCCUGUGUACAAAUCACCAGAGUAUUCACCAUCCUCUGAAUACAAGUCGCCAACAUACUCUCCAUCUUUAAAUUAUAAGACUCCUGACUACUCUCCAUCUCCUGUUUACAAAUCUCCAAACUAUUCUCCUUCUCCUGUGUACAAAUCACCUGACUACUCUCCAUCCGCUGAAUACAAUUCACCAAUAUAUUCUCCAUCUUCUGACAAAACUUCUUACUACUCACCAUCUCCUAUGAAAAAGUCACCAUACUAUUCACCAUCUCCAUUACACAAAUCACCAGAAUACUCACCAUCUUCCAAGUAUGAGUCACCAACAUAUACUCCCUCUUCUGAAUACAAGACACCAGAGUACUCACCAUCUUCUGAAUACAAGUCGCCAACAUACUCUCCAUCUUCAAAUUAUAAGACUCCUGACUACUCUCCAUCUUCUGUUUACAAAUCUCCAAACUAUUCUCCUUCUCUUGUGUAUAAAUUACCUGACUACUCUCCCUCCGCCGAAUACAAUUCACCAACAUAUUCUCCAUCUUCUGACAAAACUUCUAACUACUCACCAUCUCAUAUGAAAAAGUCACCAUACUAUUCACCAUCUCCGUUACACAAAUCACCAGAAUACUCACCAUCUUCCAAGUAUGAGUCACCAACAUAUACUCCCUCUUCUGAAUACAAGACACCAGUUUACUCUCCAUCCCCUGUUUACAAGACACCCGUUUACUCUCCUUCUCCUGUAUACUCAAAACCUGUUUACUCUCCAUCUUCUGUAUACCCAACACCUGUUUACUCUCCAUCCCCCGUAUACAAGUCACCAUACUAUUCUCAUUCUUUUGGAUACAAAUCACCAGAUUAUUCUCCAUCACCAGUUUAUAAAACUCCAUACUACUCUCCAUCUUACAAGUCUCCAUAUUAUCCAUCAACUUCGGUGUACAAUGUUCCAUAUUACUCACCUUCUUCAGUUUACAACACUCCGAAAUAUUCUCCAUCACCUAUCCAUAGUACUCCAUAUUCAUAUGCUUCUCCUGAUUACACAACACCAUACUACUCUCCGUAUCCUGUUUACAAAAGUCCAUACUACUCUCCAUCUCAAGUAUACAAAUUUUCCUACUACUCUCCAUCUCCUAUCUAUAGAACCACAUACUACCCUCCAUCUCCCAAUUAUAAGACCACAUCUUGCCCUCCAACUCCAGUCUAUGAGAUCCCUGAUUACGUAUACGCUCCAUCAUCAAAUUAUAACACGCCAUACAAGUCUCCAACACUAAUUUACAAAUCACCAUACUACUCUCCAUCACCCGUGUACAAAUCUCCUAACUACUCACCGUCUUCUGUGUAUGCGACUCCGUACUAUUCCCCAUCCUCAGUUUAUAAAUCUCCAUACUACUCUUCAUCUCCGAUAUACAAUUCUCCAUACUACACUCCAUCAAGCUACAAGACUCCAUACUAUUCUCCAUCUCCAGUAUACAAAAGUCCAUACUACUCACCAUCCCUAAUUUACAAAUCUCCAUACUAUUCUCCAUCUCCUGUUUACAAGAUUCAUUACCACUCCCCAUCCCCAGUUUAUAACACUCCGUAUUACUCUCCAUCACCAGUUUACCAGUCACCUUACUACUCCCCGUCAUUUGUUUACAAGUCUCCAUCCCCAUCCCCAUCUUAUGCAUCCCCAUACUAUUCUCCAUCACCUACCAACAAUAAAAAAGUUUACACUCAAUCGCCAACUUAUACACCCACGACUUCUUACUACGAAAGGAAUGUUUACACUUCUUCACCAACAUAUUCACCAUCCCCUACUUACAAGUCUCCCUAUUACCCGUCGUCCACCUCGUAUGAAGUUCCUUAUUACUCCCCAUUACCAAUUUAUAAGAAACCUGUAUACACUCCAUCUACAACCUACACUCCAUCGUCAACUUAUGACAAAAAGAGUGUGUACACUUCAUCCCCAACAUAUUCACCAUCCCCUGUUUAUAAGUCUCCCUAUUAUUCUCCAUUACCUUCUUAUAUGUCACCUUACUACUCCCCAUCACCUGUAUACAAGAAAUCAAUUUACACUCCAUUGUCAGUUGUCUCAACAUCUUACGACCAAAAGCCUGUGUACACCCCAUCACCAAUAUAUUCACCAUCUCCGGUUUACAAAUCUCCUUAUUACACCCCAUCAUCUUAUGAGUCGCCAUACUACUCCCCAUCUCCUAUUUACAAGAAACCAUUAUACACUCCUUCACCAUCUUACAUUCCAUCUAACUAUGAAAAACCUUUGUACACCCCAUCAUCAAUGUAUUCCCCAUCUCCAGUUUACAAAUCUCCUUAUCACACUCCAUCCCCUUCUUAUGAGUCGCCUUACUACUCCCCAUCUCCUAUCUACAAUAAAUCAUUAUACACUCCUUCACCAUCUUAUGUUCCAUCAAACUAUGAAAAAUCUGCCUACACUUCAUCACCAACAUAUUCACCAUCUCCUGUUUACAAGUAUUCAAAUUACUCUCCAUCCCCUUCCUAUGAAUCCACAUAUUACUCUCCAUCACCUUUCUACAAAAAGCCAGUUUACACCCCUUCAUCAUAUUACAAUGAAAAGUCAGUCUACACACCAUCUCCAAGUUAUUCACCAUCUCCAAUUAACUAUUCCCCAGCUUAUAGUCCAUCUACUGAAUAUAAACCUUAUAUUGAAGCCAAGGUUACAACCGGCUAUUAAUCUAAACAAGAGAUAAUUAAUCAUAUAUUUUCUAUUCCAUAAUUUGUCUUUAAGUAAACCACAAAACCUUUUGUUUUCUAAUUUAUGAUUUUCAAUAUAUAUUUUUGUAAUAGAGA
This is a messenger RNA of Amaranthus tricolor (Joseph's coat), 3289 nucleotides long. Its product is annotated as extensin-2-like. The transcript has a single exon. The record is from RefSeq and is a predicted model, not a curated record. Lineage: Eukaryota; Viridiplantae; Streptophyta; Magnoliopsida; Caryophyllales; Amaranthaceae. The coding region runs from base 15 to 3173 and encodes 1052 amino acids.